UUAGUGACACUCAUUAUGUAGCAUGGCAACAGCCAAAUAUCAGAUACACGUAAUUGCGAUGGCUUCAGGCCAUCGUUACAAGCUGAUUGGCAUUUAUAAGUGUAGUGAAAUAAAGUAUUAGCGAUAUGCUGCAAUCACACGAGUCAAAGAAAUAUACGAUUAUAACCAAGGAUUUAAUACUGACUUUAGCAAAUGAACAACAAUCGCGAAGGCGUCGUCGUCGAACCAUUGAUGUUCUCAAUAAAAUAGAAGAAAUACGUCUAGAAUAUUUGAAUAUUUUACAAAUAGAUUGCUUAUGGCCAUUGACGAACUUGGUGAAAUUGAAACUUAACAAUAACGUCAUUGAGAAAAUCGAAAAUUUAGAGAACUUAAAAAAUUUAUGUGAACUUGAUCUUUCUUUCAAUCGCAUCAAAAUAAUAGAAAAUUUGGAAUCACUUACAAAUAUUCAUAUUUUGACUCUUUAUGAUAAUAAAAUUGAAGUUAUUGAAGGAAUCGAGCAUAUGCAAAAUCUUACCAUUUUUAGUAUUGGCAAAAAUAACAUUAAAGAUUUUGAUCAUAUUUUAUUUUUACGGUAUCUCAAGAAUUUACGAAGCUUGCAAAUGGAAGGAAAUCCCUGUACUCAACAAAAUGGCUAUACAUCUUAUUUGAUAGGAUUUAUUCCACAGCUCAUAUAUUUUGGCUACAAAAUGAUAACAAAGGAGGAGCGGGCUAACGCAAACAAAAUACAUCAGCGAGCAAUAGAAAGCCUAAUGGAAACUGAGACAAAAAAGGAAAACGAAUUAAAAACUAUUAAAAGUGCAGAGAAUAAAGUAGUCGAGUUAUCAGCUUCUUAUGUAGAAUACCUUGAUGACAAUUGUCUUUUUGAGCUGAUGUUUAAGGAGGAUGAAGAUGGAACAAAUUUUGCUAAAUUUAACGAGGAGUUCAUAUCUCUUUUUGAGCAAUAUAAACAGAAUUUUUCAGAUAUAUGUCAUCAAUUAUAUAAUAUUGGCAUAACAGAAGAAAAUCGAAGACGCAGUGAAGUAGAAGCUCUGUAUAGUAUCAUGCAUGAUAAGCUUAUAAAUGCUAUAAACAAAGCACGUCAAAUAAUGGACAGCGUACAAGGUAAAAGAGUCGAGAUUAGUGUUCGUAUUACACAACUCCUACGUGAAGCUGCAAUAGCUGAUGCUGAUCUUGAUGAUGAUGCUAUCGAUGAAAUUGAUAAAGUUGCUAGACAAUUAUCACAAGAAUUUCAUGAUUAUACCAAUACUAUAUGGGCAAAAUUAAUGUACGAUGAAACAUUAAUCCACGAUCAAAUCGAUGAAAUGAGUAAAAUAUUUGAAAUUAAUAUCAGUGAUAUGGUAACUUCGUUUUUGGAAUGUGCACAAGAUUAUUUUUCGCAACUACGAAGUCUUGAAACGGAAUACUUUGAAACUCUAUUACCAUUACUUUCAUAUUUUUUGAGUAAUAUUGAUGAAGAAAACAAGACCUCUUUUAUUGCAGAUCUCACAGAAGAAAAAGACACUCUAAGUAAUCGUUUGACUACUUCACAUUUUCUACACAUUCAGAUAAUCGACGAUCGUCAAGAUACAAUGUUAAGACGACUUAAAGAUUGGCAAUCAAACUUUCUUAAAAAAUUAAUUGAGAAUGAGAUUACAAGACAUAGAAACCAAAUUUUAGAAAUAACCUACUUUCUUGAUCAUCAUCGUCAAAAUACGUCUGUAUCAAUGUUAAUUGGUCAACAGUUAAAUAUAGAAGAAAAUGAAAAUGAAAAUGAAUAUAAAGUUAAUAGCGAUAUUGAAGCAGAAAAUUAA
This is a messenger RNA of Ceratosolen solmsi marchali, 1790 nucleotides long. RefSeq names its product leucine-rich repeat-containing protein 48. Gene Ontology annotation, cellular component: cilium. The record is from RefSeq and is a predicted model, not a curated record. NCBI's taxonomy places the organism in Eukaryota, Metazoa, Arthropoda, Insecta, Hymenoptera, Agaonidae. The transcript has 9 exons. The coding region runs from base 126 to 1790 and encodes 554 amino acids. Gene Ontology annotation, molecular function: protein binding.